AGUUGAAGAAGAGGGUGUGGCCGGAGACAAUUUGGGCUCUCGUCCACGAGUCUCCCACUCUACUCUUCCCCUUUCGCUUGUGCUUUGGGCCACUAGUCCUCUUCAUUGGUCUUUUGUUCCCAAUCACAAACGAAAGCGCACCAUGCAUGGCUACCAUGGCUGCAUAUUCCUUUCACGAUUACCUUUCAUUCCAAACUCUCUUUGAUUACCUUCUAUUUUAGAGAGAGAUUGAUCAGCAGCUGGUUCAUAUUGCAUUUGAAUAACUAGCGUAUCAAGGAUUGCAUUGUACUAGCUAGGAGGAGCAUUGGUCGCUUCUGGGCGAUUCGAUUCGAUUCGAGGAUGGAGAAGAAGAAGAGUAAUACCGAUAACAACCUGGAGGUGUUCCUCCAGGCCGCCACUCCAUGCCUGCGCUGGCGCUCCGCCUCCAUGGAAUGUUUCCAAGAUCCCAGCAAAGUUUGGCAACUCGACAAGAAGAAAGACGAGGUCGAUUACUUCGCGCUUGAGGAUCUCUGGGAGCAUUACGCUGAGAGCAGUGCGUAUGGCCUUGCUGUUCCUGUCCGUCUUGAAUCCGGCAACACCAUCACCCAACAUUUUGUUCCCUACUUAUCUGCCAUUCAGAUAUACACCUCCACCAAGUCUCUCCUUGCUUUCUCCAGAGGCAGCGCAGGGAGCGAGAGUGAUUCUUGGAGUGAUGAUAGUACAGGCGACAAGUUAUCAAGAUCAUGGGAUGCUGCUAUGUCUGAUGACGACGACUCAAGCCAUGAUAGCUCUGAAUCGGUUUCUGCAAAGCAAGGUGCCGGCUGCCUGAAUUUUCAGUACAACGAGUGGAGCUCGCCCUACGAGAGAGUCCCGCUAGCAGAUAAGGUGGCAGAGCUGGCUCAGCAUUAUCCAUGCUUGACAUCUCUCAGCAGUGCACAACUUUCACCUUCGAGCUGGAUGUCUGUAGCAUGGUACCCGAUUUAUCAUAUCCCAGCUCGUGGAAACCUCAAGGGGUUAUCUACGUGUUUCCUAACCUAUCAUUCCCUCUCCUCAGUUUUCCAAGAUAAUGUUGAGGAGGGGAGGAGCGUUGUUGGUGUUUCGCCGUUUGGGCUGGCGACGUACAGAGCGGAAGGGAAGCUGUGGACAUCGUCGAGGAGCUCUGAUCUCUUCUGGGCAGCGUCUUCUUGGCUCAAGCAGCUGCGAGCUUACCAUCCUGACUUCAUCUUCUUCACGUCUCACUGCCGGCAAUCUGCAUUCUGAACCUGACGCUUGUUGCUUAAGCUUAAUUAUACUCGAUACUCAGCCUCCGGUGGUGCUAGAAGAAGGCCAAACUAGGAUGGAGGAAAUUGUUUUGUCAGUCACCUUGCGAGCUAUACUGAAUUUAAAGGACUUUUUUUUUUUCAUCAACAGCAAGUAUGUUGUACUCCUUCCGUCCCAUAAAAAACAAAUAUAGUACCGGAUGUGACACAUUCUAGUACUAUAAAUCUAGACAAACGUAUGUCUAGAUUCGUAUUUUAUAGGACGGAGGGAGUAGACUACAUCACUCUAUCUUCAUAGAAUUAUGAACAGGUACGAACUACGUAGGAAUUGUUGCUGGUAAUGACUUGACAGGGAAAAAGAUCGACAAUAGAGCUGGAAAGAUAAAUUGGAUGUAAAUGAGAAAUGAGAGUGUAAAUUGCUUUUUUUUCCCUUCUCUCCAAGGAUGAGAGAAAAUCUCAAAUAAAGUAGCCCUCCACGUCGUCUA
Messenger RNA from Oryza sativa Japonica Group (Japanese rice), 1723 nucleotides. RefSeq lists its product as uncharacterized. NCBI's taxonomy places the organism in Eukaryota, Viridiplantae, Streptophyta, Magnoliopsida, Poales, Poaceae. The record is from RefSeq and is a predicted model, not a curated record.